This is a messenger RNA of Cordyceps militaris CM01, 4005 nucleotides long. Its product is annotated as MAP kinase kinase kinase SskB, putative. NCBI's taxonomy places the organism in Eukaryota, Fungi, Ascomycota, Sordariomycetes, Hypocreales, Cordycipitaceae. Gene Ontology annotation, cellular component: cytoplasm. Gene Ontology annotation, molecular function: ATP binding; MAP kinase kinase kinase activity. The transcript is spliced from 2 exons. The record is from RefSeq and is a predicted model, not a curated record. Gene Ontology annotation, biological process: protein phosphorylation; stress-activated MAPK cascade. Bases 1 to 4005 code for a protein of 1334 amino acids.
AUGGCUAAUCUUGCACCCAAUGGUCCUCGACACUCUGAUGGCGAAGAUAAUGACGUUUCGCGCAUCGACUUUGCAUCACAGGAGCACGCUAUGACCGAAGCCGCCGCCAAAGCAGAGGCAUCCGAGGGCUCGAGCCCGGAAAUCCAGGAUGCAACCCAAAAUGACGACGCAGGCCUUUCGGGGCACCCUGAUUCAGCCGACGAUCACGAAGGUGGCACAGCAAACGGGGUAAAUGGCACGGCCAGCAGCAACCAGCGUGGCCAGACCGGUGAUGAUCAAGCAUACCUGCAACGACCGCUCGGCCCAACAAGAACACCAUCCAGCACAUAUAACCCGUCGACAUCUCGAAGGCCGCGACCACCACAGACAUCAUCAACCUAUGAUGGGACUGUCAGAUCGUCUUCCGCAACGCGCCCGUGGCCGAGUGAUAGCAGAUUUCGCGCCCAGGAACGAGCCUAUGUGCAGAAACUACGGCAAGAAAACGAUGGCGAAUAUUUCAACCAGUACGAUGAUAUUGGCAACGACUCGGACUCGGACGGCGAGACGCCUUCCACCGAAAGCCCUUUCGACGAUCGUCUUGAUCAAGAAACAAUCAUGUUCUACGGAGAUGAUACUGUGCAACCUACCGACGACGAGUUGAAAGACCCCGAAAGUCGAGAAAGGCUCGAGUGGCAUGGCAUGCUCGAGGCUGUCUUGACUGGCGAUGUGGUGCGGCAAGAAAAGAAGAGGUUGAUUGGUUCAUCCGAGCAAGCCGUUGGAAAAACUGGUCACAAAACAGAACUUUGGCUCGGUGUCCGCAGCAAGGUGUGCGGCAGACAUCUUCCAGUGCAGAAACGCAUUGUUGAGGAGGGACGUGCCGUUCUUGACCGGACUCUGGACGAAAUUAUCAAUUUCAAAGUCAAGGGCGAAAGCGAGGCGGGAAAAAACCCGUACGAGCAGGUCUGCGACAUCGUCGCCUCGAUGGAAAAAUGCGAGAGCCUGUACCCUUCUUGGGCGGCUCUUAUUGCCGAGCAUCCAACCGCAGCCUCACCACAUUUCAGUGAGGCUUACGAGUCAAUCAUGUCUUGGUACAAUACGAAUACAUUGAUAAACACCGAGCUGUUAAUUCUCAAGAAGUGGGUUGGCAACGACGAGCUCGACUUUUCUCGCACCAAACAGCGCUCCCCAGCUGUGGACGGCAUCGCACCCGACGAAGCCUCCUUCUUGGACCGACUCUUGAAAGAAGACGGUCUAAAAUCCUUGCUCGACGACAAGAUUCCCGAUAAUCCCAAAGGCAUGCUGCCUCCCAUCGGAAACAUCAUCUCCAAGGCCAAGGUAACCUUUAUACGCAACUCGGCACCGUUCCAGAAACGACACCUGCCGCCCUAUUUGGAUGAGCUUUUAACGCUCAUCAGCUUCCCAUCUAGACUCAUCGAAGAGAUUACGCGAAUGCGUCUUGCUUACGCUAGGAGAGUUAAGGAGACCGCCCAGCAGAAUCCAUUGAUGCAGGAUCAGAUGAUCAAGCAAUUUCAGUUGCUGCUCAAAGCAGCGAUUCGAAUUAAAGGAGAGUACCUCACAAUAGAGAAGCCAGAGCCAGGUUGGGAUCUACCUCCCUGUAUUGACGAGUCCUUUGACCACGUCGUGCUGGAGGCCUUGAAGUACUACUUUAAGAUGCUCAACUGGAAACUCACGGGCAACAGAAACACUUUCAAGGAAGCUGAAUUGUUGUUCCAGGACUGGGAGUUUGCAAAUGAUAUUGGUAGGCAGCUGCAGCGAGGCCAUAUCGAGGUUGCCGAGCAGUUUAGCUCCCUGGCCCUCAAGUCCAUCAGCCGUCUAAGCCAGACGUUUGAAAAAGAGUUGCAGGGCAAAUCGGGUGAAUCGGCUGCUGACAUGACAAAGCGAUACAAAGCUUGCCUGGACUCUGUCCGCGUCCGCCAGCGAAUGCUGCAGCGCUUUUCGCGCAUGUUAAGCGACAACUACGAGCACGCGUCAGAUUACAGCAUUUCGUACGCGCCUCAAAAUGUAUCCAAGUUUUUUGACCAAUUAGCGGCCACUGGCCACUUCCGCUUGCAGACUGGUGUUUUUGAGGACGAUGGAAUUUACAUCAUAGCGUCCCACGAUUUGAAAAACAGGCUCGACGAUAUUCAGGCAAUGAUGGCAAUUACAAAGAAGGACACCUUUGAGGAGGAGUCGAGCGCCGGGUACAUUCUAGUGGCGAGGCCGGAGGAGACUUUGAGCUGGUUUGGCACGGUUGUCGAUGUGUCAUUGAGGAGUCAAGUUAUUGACUUGAAACGUGGCCAGCUUCGUCUUUGCGCCACCAGCUCACAAGCACUUCCCAAUGCCAGGAAGGAAUUCCUAGACGCGGUCGACAUGCAUGUUGAUCUUUUACAAGAAGCGAGAUCCAACAUUCACAAAGUUAACCAAAAGCUGACGGAUAUCCGAAAAGUCACGUAUAAACUUUCCAACACGUUCAUGGACAGCGUCGAAACUAUUCGAAGGCAAGCGCUUGGAACCGGAAGAGACUGCCACGAACUCAUUCAGACGUGCUUUGUAUUUGCAACAGAAUUUGGUCAGCGAUCGCUGCUCUACAUGGACAGCAAUCGGCGUCAGAUGAACAACCUCAAGCUCACCAAGCUUGCUCUUGACUGGGUCAGCUUCAUUUGCGACGACUGUGUUGCGUCUGAUCGAAAGACGUUCCGUUGGGCGGUGCAGGCACUGGAAUUGGCCAUGGGCAUGACUCGUGGACGGCAUGUUCUUGCACUUGGUGAAAACGAAUACUCGACGCUGCGAAUCAAGGUGGCUGGCUGCAUGUCGGUGCUGAUUUCUCACUUUGAUAUCAUGGGAGCGCGAUCCAACUUGGCUGCACAGGCUGAGAGAGAACGGGUCGAGGCGAUGAUGGGCCAGUUCAGGAAGUUAGACAGCAAGAAGAUGCUGGAUGACGAGGAAGCGGCCAGAUGCAGAGCCCUGCAGCGAAUUGAGUUGCUUGACCAGGUUGACGGGCUUCGUCUAGAGAAGGACGCCGAGCGGCGAUCGCUAGGUCGCGUCCUGGAGGCGAAUAAUGAAGCCGAUCGGUCGCUGGCCUAUCUGUCAUCAUCGGCCAUGAACGUGACGAUGCGCUGGCAGCAGGGCGCCUUUGUUGGAGGCGGCACUUUUGGCAACGUCUAUGUCGCCAUGAAUCUCGAGUCGGGCCAGUUGAUGGCUGUCAAGGAGAUUCGACUGCAAGAUCCCAAGCAAAUCCCGACAAUUGCGGAGCAGAUCCGUGAUGAAAUGGGCGUACUGGAAGUAUUGGACCAUCCCAACGUCGUGGCCUACCACGGUAUCGAAGUCCAUCGUGACCGUGUCUACAUUUUCAUGGAAUACUGCUCUGGGGGGUCUCUUGCCGCGCUGCUUAAGCACGGCCGGAUCGAAGACGAACAGGUCAUUACUGUUUACGCGCUGCAAUUGCUCGAGGGUCUCGUGUAUCUGCAUGAAAGCCGCAUCACCCAUCGCGACAUUAAGCCAGAGAAUAUUUUGCUUGAUCAUAAUGGUAUCAUCAAGUAUGUCGAUUUUGGAGCUGCCAAGGUGAUUGCCAGACAAGGCCGAACCCUGGUUCAGGAUCUGCACGCAACGAAACGAAACAAAUCCAUGACGGGUACACCGAUGUACAUGUCGCCUGAAGUGAUCAAGGGGGAGCUCUCUGAAAACUCUGGCAGGGCUGGGGCCGUGGAUAUUUGGUCGCUGGGGUGUGUCAUUCUGGAGAUGGCGACGGGACGACGACCAUGGGCCAACCUUGACAACGAGUGGUCCAUCAUGUACAACAUUGGUCAAGGUCACGCCCCGGCGCUCCCCACUCGUGAGUUUCUAAGCGCUCAGGGCCUCGACUUUGUGAAGAAGUGCUUCAUCCGCGACCCGAGCAAGCGAUGGACUGCGGUUGAGCUGCUCCAGCACGAAUGGAUAAUGGCCAUCCGCAGCCAAGUCGUGGAGUCGCCGACGCCCAGCGAGAUGAGCUCGUCGGCGGCGACAACGCCCUACUCGAAUUAUCAGUGA